Rattus norvegicus (Norway rat) is the source of this 744-nucleotide messenger RNA. Lineage: Eukaryota; Metazoa; Chordata; Mammalia; Rodentia; Muridae. The record is from RefSeq and is a predicted model, not a curated record.
AUGUGGGCCAAGGGAAACCCAGGCGACCCAAGGACGCCGCAUGCUCCGGCCACAGGAAUGAUCUUGUUUGGCUGGAGAAGGUUCAGAAUUCUGGCUCCUGAGGUCCUGGGUUCGGAACUCCGGGUUUCUCACGCGUGGUCGGCCCGCGCCCAACGCUCGCUGGGCAGCCCGAUGCCCAGCGUCCGCCUUAGCGUCGGGCUCCUGGCGGCCUUGGCAGCGGGCGGCGCCGUCGCCCUGCUCUGCUACUGCGUCUACCUGGACCGGAGGCGGCACCGAGACCCCGCAUUCCGCCGCUGUCUGCGGGACCAAAGAAGAGCUGGACAGUCCAACGCCAAGGCGCCCGCCAGGCAGUUAUGGGAUCCAGAAAAGAAGAAAACACUACAAGAAUUUUUUUUGCAAGAGAUGCAGAUGGGAAAACUUUGUUUAGCUAGAGGGGAGCAUGGAAUGGGAUUUGAACAUUUCACCAAUGCCCUUUUAGUGUGUGGGCAACCGAAAGAGCUACUGAUGUUUUUCAAAAACACACUCCCUCCUGAGGUUUUUCAGAUGCUUUUGUACAAAAUUCCCAUUAUUUGCCAGCAACUUGAGGCAGACAUGCAUGAGCAAGAAGUACUUGACGGAUGAUCCUGACUGAAAACAUCUCAGCGCAUCCACACCCAGUCAGAGUAUGUUCUGUCCAGUAAAAACAACUGCUCAAUGAUAUUUUCACUUAUUUUACUUUUAGUAAUAAAUUUUUUCUAUCUCAUA